Molecule: messenger RNA, 1616 nt
Organism: Dendronephthya gigantea
Lineage: Eukaryota; Metazoa; Cnidaria; Anthozoa; Malacalcyonacea; Nephtheidae
Product: glutaryl-CoA dehydrogenase, mitochondrial-like
Exons: 16
Coding region: 63-1370 (435 amino acids)
Biological process (GO): fatty acid beta-oxidation using acyl-CoA dehydrogenase; fatty-acyl-CoA biosynthetic process
Cellular component (GO): mitochondrial inner membrane
Molecular function (GO): glutaryl-CoA dehydrogenase activity; fatty-acyl-CoA binding; flavin adenine dinucleotide binding
Source: RefSeq, a predicted model, not a curated record
UUAGAUUUUGGACGAUGAUGAUGAUGAUGAUGAUGUAACGUUCAGUGUAAACGAACUCGAAUAUGGAACUGGGAAAGCUACUUCAACGUACAUUUGUGCGUUAUAGUUCUAAACUAUCUCUAUGUCAUAAGUUUGCUUAUCAAAAGACAGCAGUUUCUACUUGUAUUAAUACUUAUAGUACAAAGUCAAAUUUUGCAAAGUUUGAUUACCAAGAUCCAAUAGAUAUUGACAGCUGUUUGAAAGAUGAGGAAAAAAUUGUCAGAGAUCAAGUACGUGCGUAUUGCCAGGAAAAGUUGAUGCCAAGAAUCCUAAUGGCAAAUAGGAAUGAAGAUUUCGAUAAACGAAUCAUGCAAGAAUUAGGUGAAUUAGGAAUUCUUGGGGCAACUAUUGAAGGGUAUGGAUGUGCUGCCGUUUCUACUGUGGCAUACGGAUUAAUUGCUAGAGAACUGGAGAGGGUUGAUAGCGGUUACCGUUCAGCAAUGAGUGUUCAGUCCUCGUUAGUUAUGCAUCCAAUUUUUAUUUUUGGAUCCGAAGAUCAGAAAGACAAAUAUUUGCCAAAAUUAGCAAAAGGAGAGUUAAUCGGUAGUUUCGGUCUGACCGAACCCAAUCACGGCAGUGAUCCUGGAGGAAUGGAAACGAGGGCAGAGUAUCAGAAAAGUAGCAAAUCAUAUGUUCUAAAUGGAUCAAAAACUUGGAUAACAAAUUCUCCUGUGGCGGAUGUAUUUGUGGUGUGGGCAAAAUGUGAUGAUGACGUGGUCAGAGGAUUUAUUCUUGAAAAGGAAAUGAAAGGACUGUCAGCCCCGAAAAUUGAAGGAAAGUUUUCACUGCGCGCAUCAGCAACAGGGAUGAUUGUCAUGGAAGAUGUUGAAGUUCCAGAGGAAAAUCUUUUACCAAAAGUCAGUGGAUUGAAAGGUGCCUUCAGCUGUUUAGACAGUGCAAGAUUGGGUAUUGCAUUUGGAUCUUUGGGUGCUGCUGAAUUUUGUUAUGAAACAGCACGACAGUAUACUUUGGACCGAAUUCAGUUUGGCAAACCUCUUGCUGGAAAUCAACUUAUACAAAAGAAAUUAGCUGAUAUGGCGACAGAGCUUUCUCUUGGAUUGAAUGCCGUUAUUCAUGUCGCAAGACUAAAAGAUGAGAAAAAACAUUGCCCAGAAAUGGUUUCACUAGUGAAAAGAAAUAAUUGUGGGAAGUCGUUAGAAAUUGCAAGAAACGCGAGAGAUAUGCUAGGAGGUAAUGGCAUAAGUGAUGAAUACCAUGUGAUUCGUCACGUGAUGAACCUGGAGUCAGUCAACACAUAUGAAGGAACUCACGACGUUCACGCUUUGAUUUUGGGUCGAGCAAUUACUGGACUGCAAGCUUUCGCAUCGUAAUAACAAUCUGCAUGUUAGACUAUAGUAAUCUCAACAUGAUCCUGGGUAUCAACCCUUGGCUAUCGCUAACAAACUUUGAAACAACUGGUCAUAGUGAUAAAAUUAACGACUUUUGUUGGACAUUUGAAUGAUAGUGGUGUAUUUAAACAGUAGAUGUAAUAUUUGGAUAUUAAAAUAUAAAUUUCCACAACCUAAGUUAGAACGUGAAGAUUUGGUUAUUAACCAGUAUGAAUUCAGUAUGAUAAC